Molecule: messenger RNA, 1917 nt
Organism: Leptidea sinapis
Lineage: Eukaryota; Metazoa; Arthropoda; Insecta; Lepidoptera; Pieridae
Product: intraflagellar transport protein 74 homolog
Exons: 11
Coding region: 75-1886 (603 amino acids)
Biological process (GO): intraciliary transport involved in cilium assembly; cilium assembly
Cellular component (GO): intraciliary transport particle B; cilium; centrosome
Molecular function (GO): beta-tubulin binding
Source: RefSeq, a predicted model, not a curated record
UAAACAACAAAUCUAAUGCGCGUGGUCCGCGAUACCAAUUAUAAUAAAAUAAAUUAAGUGCGACGUCAAUAAUUAUGGAUUAUUCAGACGAGUCAGAGCAGAGUAGCCGACGGUCUGACGCACCGCGACCUCUGUCCAGGCGGGGCUUUAGAGAAUAUACCAACAGUGGUUCAGUUUUGUCAAGGAGCGGCAGCAUGCGCCCAACAUCUGCAUACAGAGGGAGCACUGGUUUGUCCACCGCUGGGUUCGGACCAGCUCCUCAGACAGCGACCAGGCAACAGACUGCUAUGACUGGGUUUUCUAUGAUUGACAGGCCGAUAACCCAGCAAGGUAUAUCAGGACUUCGCACCGGCACUGCUAGAGGUUUCCGUACGAGACAGCUUCAGGAUAAAAGGUACUGGGAGGAACUUAUGCAAGUGAAGAUUCGGGAGAUAAAAGCAGAAAUCGCAAGGCUAAAUGAAGAAGCUGAUGCAGGAGAGAGGGAGAAGUCAGCAAAGAAGCACUAUGAGAAGAGAGUUAAGGAAUUGGCACAGGAGUUGACAGAUUUACAGGGGAGAUUAGCAGACUACAAUACAGCAAUAAGAAUUGCGAACGGCGAAGCAUCGAAUCAGUCUGUCGAGGAACAAACUAGAUAUUUGGAGCAAAGUAACAAAAAGUUGCAGGAAGAAGUUGAGUUAAUUUUUGUCGAAAAACAGAGGAAAGAAAAUCAACUGAAGCAGAUAAGAGAACAAAUGGACAAGGAGCAGUCAAACCUAACGAGUAUUUUAUCCGAAAUGACACAGAAGCAUAAAGACCAAUACAAUGAGUUGGAAGCUACUGCAGUUGCCCUUCGAAAUGAUGUGGAACAAGCUCGAAUAAAAAUUGAAAUGCUAAAUAAUGAAAAGAAGGAAUUCAGCCGAGAAAUAUCUGGAUCUCAAAUAAAACUACAACUAUUGGAAUUACGUAAGCGAUUGGCAGCUGCUGAAGAAAAACGAGAUAAUAUGAAGCAUGAAAUUAAUAAUAGACUUGAUCCUCCAGAGGAGCGAGAGAAAUUGUUACUACAAGUUCGGGAAGAUAAUGCAGCUAUUGCAUCUCUUGACAGCAGCGCAGCCAAUUUAAAAGAACAAAUAAAAAAAGUUCAAGAAUUGAUCGAGCAAGCAGAACAGGAUUUAGAAGAAGGAAAUUCCGAACGCCAUCAAAAAUAUCGUGAACUUAAGAAACGAGAGGAAACAAUGGAUGUCUUUAUAUCUUCAUACGAAGAGAAUCUGAGCAAGGAGAAGGAGAGAAUUAAUCAAUUAGAGAAAGACAUUGUCUUUGCGUUGGAGCACAGCAGUUCUAAUAUUGAUUUAGAUUUAAGCGAAAUAGAUAACUUAAAACAAAAAGAUGGGUAUACAUCGUCUUAUGAUGACAGUAAAAAGACAGUGGAAAUGCUAACCAAAGAUUAUGAAAGAUUUCAGGCCAAUCUUAAGAAGGCCGAAGCAACCCGUGAAAGACUAGCUUCCGAACUAAAAACAUUACCAGAAAAGACGAAUGUUAUGAAAGAAGAACUUAUAACACUAACCGAUCUGGACAAACUUAAGUAUGAGGGUGCAGAACAGAAAAAAACUCUUGAAAUUGAGUUGCAGCAGAUAAAGGACAAGUUGGGUCCCACGCAAAGUGCUGUAUUGGAAGCAUCAAACAAAUUGAAAAAGUUGCAGGCAAGUCUUGAAGGCAACGAAAUGUAUGCAAAACUGAAUAGUUUAGAAGAUCAAGAGGUACAGUUGGAAAGCAGAAAGAUGGUUCUCGAAGAGGAUAUUGCUUCCAUUACACUAAAAGCAGAUUAUGAACCCAUAAAGAAAGAGGCGUUAAGUGAAUUGGCUACUUUGAACAAGAAGAUUAUUGAGGAUUUAAAUGUUAAACCUUAUUAGUACAAUAAAUACAAUGCUUUGCAUAACAACA